CAACCCUGGCUCCUUCACGUCCUCGUGCCGCUGGUCUCGUGGCUUUUGUCGAGCAGGGUGUGACUUCUUCCGCUGGUGGCCACGUAGGCGCGACAGAUUUUCGGGGACUUUCUUGCUGAACCAUGCCGGCCGUUGCUGUCGAUGCCCUUAACAAGUAUCUCGAGGACAAGAGCUACAUCGAAGGGUAUGUGCCUUCACAAGCAGAUGUGACCGUGUUCGAUGCUCUUGGAGGCACCUGCCCUCAAGCAGACAAGUUCCCAUACGCCCACCGUUGGUUCAAACACAUUAAGAGCUACAACAGUGGCGAGAAGUCAAAGUUUCCUGGAGUCAAGAAGCCCCUGGAUAGCUUCCCUGGCUUGGCAGGCAGCGGCGGUGGAAGUGCCAAGGCGGAUCAGGAAGAUGAUGACAUCGACCUCUUCGGAUCUGAUGACGAGGAGGAUGCAGAGACCCAACGGAUCAAGGAAGAACGUUUGAAGGCCUAUGCUGAUAAGAAAUCCAAGAAACCUGGGGUGAUUGCAAAAUCAAGUGUUGUGCUUGAAGUCAAACCAUGGGAUGAUGAAACUGACAUGAAAGAGCUGGAGAAAUGUGUACGAUCUGUCCAAUGUGAAGGACUGAUCUGGGGUGCUUCAAAACUUGUGCCAGUCGGGUAUGGUAUCAACAAGCUGCAGAUCAUGUGCGUCAUAGAAGACGAGAAGGUCUCAGUUGACUGGAUGCAGGAAACAAUUCAGGAGUUUGAAGACUUUGUCCAAUCAGUUGAUAUUGCUUCCUUCAAUAAAAUAUGAAUGGCCUAUUACAGCAAGAAAUAAACACAGACUGCUCAGA
Messenger RNA from Darwinula stevensoni, 822 nucleotides. Lineage: Eukaryota; Metazoa; Arthropoda; Ostracoda; Podocopida; Darwinulidae. The record is from the annotation of a GenBank genome assembly.